AGGUUUGCUUUGAACAAACUCAUUCUGAGGCUGCUGCAGAGCCCAGCUUUGACACUUGUAGAAAACAAGGUUAUAAACGCUCCCCCCAUGUGGAAGCUAGAGAUUCUUCACUUAGAGUAAGAUUCCCAGAUGAGACAAGACUACCCUCACGUGGUCCAGAGAAAACUAGCAAGCAGCUCUAUGACGAGAAAACACAAAUUCGAGUUGGGAAUAAAAGCACAGACCGGCCUGAAUCCAGACUUGGAUCCAGGUCAGCUCACACCUUGUUCAGUGCAGCUAAAGGCAUGGCAGAUAUAGUGUCAAAACACUCCCAGAGUUUUGUAGACAGUAGUGAGUCUUUAUCAGAGCAAUCCCAAAGACAAUCUUCUCAGGGCAGCAGGACUAAUAACAUUGCAUCACGGAUAUGUCAAGCCCCUGUGCCAUUUCUGAAGAAAUCACUAAGUAUAGGCCCUUGUAGGACGCUCUCGGGCAUGGGACAGCCUCGUCCUUUCCUAAAGAAAUCCAUCAGUUUAGGCUCACAGAGGUGGGAGCACUAUGAGACCCCAAGGACUUACAUUUCUGAGAGGUGUUACUGGGACGAGUUUCCAAACCCAGAUGUCAGGGUGAAGUCCUACAGUUUGGGCCGCACUCCACCUUCCCUUCCCAGACCAGGCCCCUCUUGGCGGGAGUAUGUCCCAUUCAGACGCCCCAGCAUGGGGAGCCUAGAAAAGCCUCAUCAUGCACAAAGACCUUUAGCUAGUCCUUCCUACCUCACGCCCUCUAUGUACCCACCCAGACAAGCCUCACUCUCCCCAAUGCUGGAACCCUCCGAUCCACGACGGCAAGCCACUGUUUUCCCAGAGUCCUCCAGGUGGUCUCCCUCUUAUCAAGAAACUCUGAGGUCUGCCCAGCAUAAAUAUGUCCCCAUGCCCUCCUCCAUUCCUGUGCCCCAGUACCAACACUGGCCAGGAUCCAGAGGUGAAAGCAUGAGACCCAUGGACCCCAGGAGGGGCCCUCCGAGGUCCUACCUGCCUAGGGGCAUCAGCUGGCCUUCCCCUUAUUACACCCCCUUCCCACCCAGGGAGGGAGAGAGUUACAGACAUCCAGACAGGAUGAUGGGGAGGGGAGGGGAGCCUGAGAUCCGGGAGGUCAGAGAGAUCAGGGACGGAGGGAGGGCCAGUUAUGCCAGUCAGAGCAGUGGUAGGGGUAGCGCUGGUCUCUUCCGACACUCCCUGUCCAUCACUCCCACACUGCUCAGCUCCCCCGAAACCACAGAGGAGAGCGAGCGGCACAGAGCUGAGAUGGAGCUGCCUGAGAGGAGAGCGAAAAGAAGGAACACAUCAGUAGAUGAGAGUUAUGAGUGGGACUCUGCUGAUGCCUGCGUGGAUUCGGAGGUCCUGGAGGCCAUGAGGUUUGAUCAGUCACAAAUGGGCUUGCGGAGAGGAAGGGGGGAGCUCAGAUAUGAUCAAACCGGUGGCCUCCAGGACCAUCAACAGACAGGCCCAUCUCCCUCAGUCAGCCCGCCAGUUUCCAACCCACCUCGCUGCCAGUUCAGCCGCUCCCUAAGUGAGGCGCGCUUCAACGCUCUCCGCCAGGAGUACCAAGAGUACAGGCGGGCUCAGGAAUCCAUCUGUUCCCGUGAGCCCUGUCUCACCCCUGGCCACGAUUCAGACUCUGACACCAACUCCGCACUGCUCUAGCAGCUUAACCUGGUAUAUCUAACACAGAUACCAAAUAGCAGUUUUAGUGAACAGACGGCAGCACUGUGGUCCUGGACACGUCACACCUCGAUGGAGCUCUGUUGUGCGAAAGAACUCAUUGUUUAAAGUGUUUAUCCGUUGUUUCGACAGACUAAAAGAGUCAAGCAAUUUUAUGAGACAGAUUGAAACUGUUAUCAAAUGACAUACUCGUUCCACUGUGCAUAAUGAAGCUGAGAAGGGAUUAUUUAUUUUUCUAAGAAGCUCGUGCAGCUGUAUUUGGGGAUUUUGUUUUUUAAACUGUGACAAUCAGACACACAGGCAGCAGCGUGCUGCGCGCUACAUAUUGAAGGCUGUAUUUCAAGUUUAUGUCUAUCACAUCAAAGACUUCCCUUUAAUAAUAAAGGGAUGCUGAAGAAAAUUAUGUAGGUCUGUGUCCAAGAUAACAUCUGUUUGUGGAAAUGUCGCUUGUGUUCCCAGUCAAACAGUGCUCACAGCAUUUUUACCACCAGCUCCCUCUGAAUAUGACACAAAGUACUUAAAGAUCAUAUGAUUGGGCGACACUGAUAAUUGUACUUCGAUAGAAAAGCUCAUUUCAUGCUAUCUAACGUUCAUACCUCCAAACAAUAAUCUGUAUUUAAAAGAUGAAUUUGUUUAUUUUCCACUGUGAUUUACCUGCUGAUUUUCUGAAAUAAUUUCGUAUUUCAUACAGAUUAUCUGCCACAGUAACGUUCCCUUUAUUAAUCAAAUCACUUAACAUAGCCUCCCAGUAUUUGUUCAGAAAUGUACAAAUGUUUAUAUGUACCUUAAUGUGAAUGAACCCUGCUGUUGUAUUGUAAAUUCCUCUUCAUCAUUUCAUCAGAUGAAAAAAAUGCUACUUUACUCCACCUGAAUCAGUCACACUUUUUCCUCUGUGAUUAAAAAAAAAAAGAAAGAAACACUGUAAGACACAGGGGAAAGGAUUUUUGCCUUAUCUUUGUUAAUGGAACGAUGCUAGAUGAUUGACCCUGGAAGGGUUGAGUUGGCGAGCUAAUCAGACAAAACUGACUAGAGGAUUAAUUUUUUUUUAAUAUAUAUAAGUUUUGCUCACAUGAUAAGUAUUUCUGUAUAUUUAUUGAGGUGAGUUACGAUAUGCAACGAUGUUUACAAUUCACAUCACUGAUGUGAGGGCAGCACUGUGAAUAUUUCAUCCACUUCUGAUUCUGUAUUUGAAUUACAAGUCUGUCGUUAUGAAUUUUGUGCCCAUUAGUCUGUUUUUUUUUUUACUGAAAAAUGACAAAAGCUGUUUUUUUACGUCACCUGACAGAGAUUUAAAGAAUAUCUUUGUAGCUGUAUUUGGGAAAGAUUCAACAUGUUUUUAGAUUUAAUUUGUUUUUAGACAGACAGAUGACAUUCUUCAUAUGGAGUGAGUAUGCAUUUCUGAUGAUGAUUUUGGAAGUUUUGUACAAACUGGAAAUUUUUAUAUC
This is a messenger RNA of Toxotes jaculatrix (banded archerfish), 3142 nucleotides long. Its product is annotated as protein turtle homolog A-like. The transcript is spliced from 4 exons. The record is from RefSeq and is a predicted model, not a curated record. Lineage: Eukaryota; Metazoa; Chordata; Actinopteri; Toxotidae. The coding region runs from base 285 to 1679 and encodes 464 amino acids.